Messenger RNA from Daldinia loculata, 2618 nucleotides. RefSeq lists its product as uncharacterized. Bases 156 to 2618 code for a protein of 820 amino acids. Gene Ontology annotation, molecular function: mRNA binding. The record is from RefSeq and is a predicted model, not a curated record. The transcript has a single exon. Lineage: Eukaryota; Fungi; Ascomycota; Sordariomycetes; Xylariales; Hypoxylaceae.
GACAAUAUGAGAGGCGAUAUCGCCUCUUUCGUUCACGCUAUAAUCUAUAAAAAUAGAGAGCUCCGGAAUCAAAUCUCACUUGAAGAUCCGAUUAAGUGCUGUCACUAUCGAAAUAAAAAAAACACAUACUCGGCAGAAACCAGAUAUCCGCCCAAAUGUUUAGAGACGGGAUAGGCGAUACUUCAGCAUAUGACACGGACGUCUCUACUCGCACGAGAGAGCGGAGAAUCGCAUCUAUGGAUUCGAAUCCCGAUUCGGAUAUCCCUUCUAUUAAAGGCAAGAAAUAUCUGAUGCGAUGUGUUUUGCUUACGAAACGAGAUGGACUGUUGCGACAUCUUAUGCGAUACCAGCAGACACGAGUCGAUAUCAACGCGUUCGAUGGGAAGUUUAGAACGGCUGUUAUGUCUGUCUUGGAUAGCCCUGAGGUUGUGGCAAUCUUGGAUAACGAGGAGCCUGGAUUCGUGCUGGCUCUGAGGCUUGCGCUUCAGCGUGUUGUGCCGGUGAUGAUGGGGCCUAAUACUAAAGUAAUCCAGGAGGCUGAAGAGCUUGAGCUUAAGGCGAGGGCGCUGUCGAAAAGGAUUUUUGUUUGUCGGGAGGAGCUACGGAACCUACUUGAUUCUCAUUGGAUUGCUAUUUCCCGCCGAUGGAACAAGUACAAGCUCCUCCGUCGCGAAAGGGUGUUGCGAGGCGCGUGGCCAAACAUGAUUCCCGCCCGUCUGUCGAAAGACCCGCUAUCUGGCAGCGUCCCGGUCACGGAUUUGAAUAUUCUGAGAGAGGCGUAUAUGUGGCCGUAUAUCAACUUGGAGGAUCUCCUCCCCGGCGACCGACUGCUCCUUUUCAUGGAAUCAAGAAGUCGCAAGCAUCCAAGCGUCUUUGUCCACAGCGACUUACUAGAUUCCAAGUCUGCGGUAGAGACAGGCAUCGUCAGUAUAAACUACCUCGACAAUAAUCUCAUGCGACUUGACGCCGGGGGUGGUGAUGAUAAAGAUACGCGGAGCGAAUACGGCCGGUUGGAGACGUUUUCUCGAGCGUCGAGAGCGGAGGUGGAAACGCUGCUUCUAAGCGGUGUAGGCUUCCUACCAGGCGAAGGGAUCCGCAUCCUUGAAAUCCAAGAGCGAAUCAUGAGAUUCCUCUUAGAUUGCUGCCGUGGCAUUCUUCACGACGGCAUAGAGACGAAGAGUCUACACGAACCCCCCCUCGCGACCCGAGCGGCAGAAGGACCCUACAGAAACCCCUCGGAAAUCGACUUCCGUCAAUUGCAGCAGCUAGUCUCAGCCCACCACUUCGACGCGGAGGAGAACUUCUGGGCGUUGCGGGAGGACCCGGGGUUCUUCGCCGACGCUAUCUCGGGUAUUACUAGACAUUUGCACGACAAGGGGCCGCAGGAACGAGACUUGGUUAUAUCUCGACACGUGUUUGCUGUUCGCAAGACGUUGAGGGAUACCUAUGGUGAUAUCAUCAUCUGGCGGGAGCUCGAGCUCCGUAUUGCGGACAGGUUAGUCCAAGAAUCAAAGAAGCCAUCUGAAAAGAAGCUGGCAGCGCUCUUUCGCCUAAAGGAUUUCUUAAUGUACACGAUCCAGUAUUUCGCUUCUCAGCUAGAAGCAUUCGCGAUCGAAAUCGAGACCCAGGAGGGAUUCACGGUGUCAUAUGCUCUUCACGACUGCAUAGCUGACUCGCGCAACGACGUCGACUUAAGCGUAUCUCUGGUUAGCGAUGUCGAAGCAAUAUUGAAAAAAGACGCCUAUCUUCGGUCUUAUAUAUUACCGGCGGUCACCACGACUCUCGAGAAGCUUUUUGUAGCUUGCGAAUCGCUCCGGCAAUUAAGACUCUAUCGGCCGUAUAUCCCGGGGCUCUGGAGCAGCGACGGCGGAUGUAGCAUCCAGUUGCCAGUACUCGAUACUAUCUUCAAAGCGUCCGAGAUAGACAAGGGUAUAUUCGAUUUGAUCUAUCCUUUACAACCCACAUUCGCAUAUUCAGUCUACGAGAACCGGUCCCAUGAUACUACAGAGCUCUAUGUAACGGCCGAGCAAAAUCUAAAACGAUUCUGGGAUCAAGCAGACGCAUUAUUCGAACUUGUUGGUGAACAGAGGCCCCACGAGCUCCUAAAGGACUAUAUCGCACAUAGACAAUUUCGGAAUGAAAGCCUCCCCGAUAUCAUAGUGCCCGAGGAACCACAGAUACUAACACAGACAUUAUCUCCUACGUCAGAUAUAGAUAUCUUUACGGUAUCCCUUAACUCGCCAUCGAUUCCACCACCAUCAAGCGCUACAUCAACAAGCCCCUCCGCGCAGCAGCAGCAGCAGCCCCCGAACGCCCCAAGACAGCUCAUAAGGCUCCAACGCCGAAACAUAGAAGUGAUUAGGGCACUAUUCCUCGGAUCCGCACGAACGGAAAUUAGAUGGGACAACUUCCUAGGAGCCAUGAAAAAGAUAGGUUUUAAGAUACAACCCGUGAAGGGUUCAUCGUAUCAAUUUACGUAUCCGAAUAGCCACGGCAAAUCCAUUCUAAUACAUAAGCCUCACCCACGUCAAGUGAUUAGCAAGGCCUUGGCGCGGAAUAUAGGAAAUAAGCUAACGCGUGCCUAUGGAUUGGCGGCGGACCAGUUCGAGGAGGUGUAG